Molecule: messenger RNA, 1631 nt
Organism: Lagopus muta (rock ptarmigan)
Lineage: Eukaryota; Metazoa; Chordata; Aves; Galliformes; Phasianidae
Gene: TGFA
Product: transforming growth factor alpha
Exons: 6
Coding region: 79-549 (156 amino acids)
Biological process (GO): epidermal growth factor receptor signaling pathway; positive regulation of cell population proliferation; positive regulation of mitotic nuclear division
Source: RefSeq, a predicted model, not a curated record
GGAGCCCGGCCCCUCGGCCGCACUGGGCGCUGCGCACCGCCAACCUCCGCCGCCACCACCGCCGCCACCGCCACCAGAAUGCCGGGAGAGGCGGCCGCGCUGGCGCUGGGCAUGCUGGUGGCUGUGUGCCAUGCCCUGGAGAACACAACGUCAGCGCUGAGCGAUCCCCCAGUGGCAGCAGCCGUGCGGUCACACUUCAAUGAGUGCCCCGACUCCCACCGGCAGUUCUGCUUCCACGGGACGUGCCGCUUCCUGGUGCAGGAGGACAAGCCGGCGUGUGUGUGCCACUCAGGCUACGUGGGGACGCGCUGUGAGCACGCAGACCUGCUGGCCGUGGUGGCUGCCAACCAGAAGAAGCAGACGAUCACCGCGCUGCUGGUGGUGGCCGUGGUGGCCUCGGCGGUGCUGAUCGCAGCCUGCGUGCUCAUCCACUGCUGCCGGCUGCGGAAGCGCUGCGGGUGCUGCCGGGUGCCGCUGUGCGGGCAGGAGAAACCGUCGGGGCUGCUGAAGGGUGGAGCGUCCUGCUGCCAUACUGAGAGUGUUGUCUGACAGAGCCAACGCAUCCCAGAGGGACACAGACGCCGCUUCUCCCCGUUGGUUUCCCCCUUUUUCCCCCUUUGGUUUCCCCAUUUUUCCCCUUUAUUUUUCCCCCUUUCUUUUUGUCCUCCUUCCCUUUCUGGGGAACACCAGCGGGGGAAGCACCGCAACGGCUGCAGUGCUCCCAGUUCUCCCAGUGCUCCCAGUCUCUCUGACAAUCCACCUCCCACCACCACAGCCCAGAGUGCUGGAAAUGGGGGAAGACACCCCAAAAUCCCCCCUGCUGCCGGCUCCUGGGAAGCAUCACUGGGUGCUGGUUGGGCUUUUUUUUUUUUUCCUCAAACACUUCUAUUUUUUUUCCUCCCCCUUUUUUUCCCCUUCUUCUUUUUGCUUUUUCCCCGUCUUUAUCUUUUCCUUUUAUCUCCCUUCUUCUUUUUCCUUUUUGCCCUCUUCCCUUUCUCCCUUUUCUCCCCUCUCCCCCCUCCUUUCUCCCCUCUCCCCUCUUCUUUCUUCCCCUUUCCCCCCUUCUUUCCUCCCCUCUCCCCCCUUUCUUUUCUCCCCUCUCCCCCCUUUCUUUUCCCCCUUUCCCCCUUCUUAUUUUCCCCCCUUUCCCCCCAUAUUUUCUAACCAAAACACACAAGAGAUCCCCUCAGCUUUAUUUUUCUAUGUGCCUACCACAACAAGUGCCGCCGAACCCUCGGCCGUUCCCGAAGCCACCGCAGCGCCUUUGGGGACAGAUCAGCUCUUUUUAGUAAUAAUACAGUGAACCAUAAUCCUAAGAAACCUCCCCCAAAACGGAGGCCCCAACCCCCUCCCCAGCCCUUCAUCCUCUCCAUAGCCCCCAUCAUAACCAACCCGAUGCUAUUUUUUGGGUUUGUUUUGUUGUUUUGUUUUUUUUAGUCAUGGUUACUCAAUGUCUUCUGUAUAUGUUGCACUGAAGGUUAAUAUUUAAUGUUUUAAUUUAUUUUGUGUGGUUUAAAUUAAUUUUGAUUUCUAUGAUAUGUUAUUGUGAUCAGCUGUUUUCCUUUCGCCCCCUCCCCCCUUAAUACCUGGAUUAUAGAUAUUUAAGUGAUAUAAAGGACACUUUUUCAGAA